UAGAGAUGGAAAGCUUAGUGUGCCUAUCCCUCCAGAAUUUCGUGCACCAGUAGGGGACUAUGCCUCAAAACUAGCCUCAAAGAUUGGUGUAGAAGUGCGAACUCGUUUACCAGAUCCAAGUGUUCGUAGGUGGAAGUAUGUUGAUGCCUCCGUUAAGGAGGCGAUGUUUCAACGCUUGAAUGAUCAAUUUGAUUUACAAGGAGACCCUGUUGAUAUAGAGAAGGCAAUGAACACAAAAUUUGGUCGGAGAUUGAGUAACCAUACCUAUAGGCUGCACAAACAAUUCAUGGAGCUGAAGGAGGCUAAAGGGGAGGAGUAUGCAAGAAACCACCCACCAAAGAAUGUCGAUCCUACCAAGUGGAUAGAUCUUAUUGAUAAAAAGUGGAACACUAAAGAAUUUCUGGAACAAUCAAAGGCCAACAUCUCGAAUAGAGAAAGGAUGUAUACAAAACAUAGGUGUGGUUCUAGGUCAAUCCCUGUUAGAGUAGAAAAACUGGCACGGGAAAAGAAGAUGCUACCUGAUCUAGCAGAGUUGUACAAGGAAACUCACUAUAAUGAGAAAACACAUGAGUGGAUCUCAUCUCAAGCUCAGUGUAAUUAUGAAAAUAUGAUAUAGACACAGGCUGAUCACCUCUUACAGUCGGGAUCAACCCCUUUGACUGCAGAAGAGCUAUCAAUCAAAGUCCUAAAGCCAAGGUCUGGCUAUAUGAAGGGACUUGGCAUGAGACCUUCAUCCUCUAUUAGGAGAGCCACUACCAUAUAUGCUGAAACAAAUGAUUAUGUGAAGCGCCUUGAGAUGCAAAUAGAGACACAAAAGGAACAAAUACAAAUGCAGAACAAUAAAAUAGAAGAUCUUGAAGAGGGUAAGAAGAAGCAAGGG
Camellia sinensis is the source of this 880-nucleotide messenger RNA. NCBI's taxonomy places the organism in Eukaryota, Viridiplantae, Streptophyta, Magnoliopsida, Ericales, Theaceae. The record is from RefSeq and is a predicted model, not a curated record.